GUUCCUGCCAGCCCAUCUUCUGCAUUGCACGAUAGAGCCGAGAAAGGGACAGAGCCGCGCCUGCGUACUCGAGACGCACCGUCAAUCGCACAAUCCGAGAAUACUUGGGACCAUAGGCAUCAUGUCGGCAGACGGUGAAUCGGCACGCGACGUGCAAAGUGCGCUGUCAGUGCUGCCCCCUCCACGGGCAUGCCUUUCGGAACACUUGGAUAGCAUCACCGGCGUGCGUCUACCGGGAAAACCUUCAUCGUCGCUGUGGGAUGUAUCCAUCCACGACGGCAGAAUAUCUUCCGUUGACCAGCAUGAUGCCAGUAACACACGGGUCCAGAAUGAGGGCACCGAGGUCGUCCACGACAACAUCUUCGAUGGAUCCAACCGUUUGCUCGCACCGUCGCUCUGCCAUGCCCACGUCCAUCUGGACAAGUGCUUUCUCCUGCAAGACCCCAAGUACAGCGACUUACAAAUUGAGAGCGGCGAUUUCCAGGAAGCAAUGGAGUUGACUGGGAAGGCCAAAGCACGGUUUGACCAAGACGACCUCGUUCGGCGAGGUCGCACGCUCAUCGAAGAGAGCAUAUCCCAUGGUGUGACAUCCAUGCGAGCGUUUGUGGAAGUAGAUGGAGGCGUGCAGUUCAAGUGCAUUCUUGCUGGCCUAAAGUUGAAGGCCGAGUUUAGAGAUCUUUGCGAGAUUCAGCUGUGUGCCUUCGCGCAGCUGCCGCUUUUCUCCGGAGAGGACCGAGGUGAAGAGACUCGAAAGCUUAUGAAGAUAGCUGCCACAAUGGAAGACAUUGACGUACUAGGCAGCACGCCGUACGUUGAAGAAGACCCGACAAAGCAAGAGGCGAAUGUUCACUGGAUUAGCUCGUUGGCGCUCGCCAAUGGGAAACACCUCGAUCUGCAUCUUGACUAUUUUCUAGAAGAGCACAAGCAGCCAUUGGUUGGGACGGCACUGGAAAUCAUCAAAGGAUAUAAGUGGAUUGAAAACCAAGGCAAGCAGAUCACACUAGGCCACUGCACUCGGCUUACAAGAUUCAACGUUGAGGAAUGGAGGACAUUAAGACAGAGCAUUGGUAAUCUCCCAGUGUCCUUCAUCGGGCUUCCGACGUCCGAUCUUUUCAUGAUGAGAACUCAUGAAAACCUGCGUGGCACGUUGCCGAUUGUUGAGAUGAUCCAGCGUCAUGGUUUAGAGGCAGCGAUCGCCAUCAACAAUGUCGGCAACGCGUUUACACCCCACGGGAACUGUGAUCCACUUAGUAUCGCGAGCCUCGGAGUGGGAAUCUACCAAGCCGGCACAAAGCAGCAUACAGAGAUAUUAUACGAAGCCGUCUCAAGCAGGGCGAAGGCAGCCAUUGGCUGCGAGUCUACAUCGCUCGGUCUACGUAUCGGAGACCCUGCAGAUUUCGUACUCUUCAACAGGCCAAGUGACGGGCGGUGUAGAAAGAGCAUAUCAGAAGUGGUGUACGAUGCAGGCUCUACCAGGGCGACAAUUCGACGUGGCAGGUGGACUGGGAAAGCCUAGGCAGUUCAAACUGAUAGUGUCAUAUGGCUAUGAAGAGCAAUGUGACGAGAAGACAAGAAGAUGAGAAGUUUGAGCAGCAGGCACAGCUACGCCGCGCUCUUGCCGUUUUUGUGCAGCCAUCCUAGUACCUCCCAUGCAGUGCAACAAACACGCGGCGACGAGUCUUCGCAUGCCUCCUCAAUGCCCAGCUCUCUUAUACGAGCAGGUAUUGCCGACUUCGGGUUCUACCCGCCUUUCGGGAUUCCAUUGGAGGGUCCAGGCAAUACUCACGCGCUUCUCCCUUCACCUAACGACUGCCAAGACCCGCUAUAAAUCACACUCACACCUCAAUCACCACGCAUUCUGAGCUCGCGAUUACGAUCUGGAACCUCGGCC
Molecule: messenger RNA, 1891 nt
Organism: Paraphaeosphaeria sporulosa
Lineage: Eukaryota; Fungi; Ascomycota; Dothideomycetes; Pleosporales; Didymosphaeriaceae
Product: cytosine deaminase protein-like protein
Exons: 3
Coding region: 122-1516 (464 amino acids)
Molecular function (GO): hydrolase activity, acting on carbon-nitrogen (but not peptide) bonds, in cyclic amidines
Source: RefSeq, a predicted model, not a curated record